Knipowitschia caucasica is the source of this 357-nucleotide messenger RNA. The record is from the annotation of a GenBank genome assembly. NCBI's taxonomy places the organism in Eukaryota, Metazoa, Chordata, Actinopteri, Gobiiformes, Gobiidae.
AUGGCGUCCCAGUCCCAGGGCAUUCAGCAGCUGCUGCAGGCGGAGAAGAGAGCCGCAGAGAAGGUCGCAGAGGCCCGCAAGCGUAAAAACCGCCGUUUGAAACAAGCGAAAGAAGAAGCUCAAGCGGAGAUCGAACAGUACCGUCUGCAGCGAGAGAAGGACUUCAAGACCAAAGAGGCCGCGGCUCUGGGUUCCCACGGUAACAGCGCAGUGGAGGUGGACCGCGACACGGCUGAGCGGAUGAACCGGAUCCAGGCCAGUUUCAAAGGGAACAAGGACACCGUGCUGAGCGAGCUGCUCAAGCGGGUGUGCGACAUCCAGCCCGAGCUGCACCUCAACUACAGGGUCCAGGGCUAG